UUUUGUUCGCUUUUCCCUUAUUAAUUUGGCCAUUCCUGUCUUCCACUUUGUCAUCUUUUCCUUUCUGAUGGGAUCCGCCGCCGAACUCACGGAUCCCACCACCGGGACCGAGAAGCAUCACCAACCAAUAGAAGUGGAAGAAGAAGACGAACUAAUUGUCGACUUGGAGAGGAAAACAUUUCGUCAUGGAAAGGGACACGAUAUUACUAGUGUGGACAGUAGUACAAUCACCAGUACCACCAACACCAGCUCGGCCUCUUCUAGCUUUUCCGGUGAUGUUACGGUAGAGACUCCCGAUUUCCACAGCAACGGCCAAGGAGAACAUACCGCACUUGUUAAUUUGGAGGUCCCGGAGCUAGAACCUGAAAUUGGAUUUCACGAAGAGCAUAACAACGGGAACAAUUGCAUCGUCUUCUUCGACGAAGAACAAGGUUCUGAGUCAGCUGGUGCAGAACAUGAUGCUCAUGAGUCUCAAACUGCUGACUUGAAUGGGGAGGAAAAGCAGUUAGAACCUGAAAACGAUUCAACUUCUGAGGAUAACAAAAGUUCUCGUGAAAUCGAAGAAGUACAGGAUGGUGAUGUCUCUAAAGACCGUGAUGCUGUUGAUCAACCUGCUGGUGAUGUGAUAGAGGAGGAGGUGGACAUCGAAGAUGUUGAAGAUUAUGAUGUGGAGAAUGUGCUGGAUAAACAAGAGACACAUGAUUUGUUCUGUCCAAACUGCGAUUCUUGCAUCACCAAAAGAGUUGUCCUCAAAAGAAGAAAACGGAAGGUCCGCCAUGAGCUGGGAGAUUCAAAGCGCGUGAGAGGGCCUCAUUGGACUGAGCCUCUUCUUCAUUCGGAAGACAAUUUGCCAUCUCUAGGUGGUGGUGAAAACUCUGCAAAUGAAUCAUUUCUGUUCAAGUGCUUGUCAUGCUUUACCAUAUUUAUUCCCAAAGGGAUGGCUUCAAAGCCGAUUCCUCCCCAUGAAGGUGUCGAGGGGUUAAAGAUUCAGCCAAACCCUCAAGAGGAAGCUACAGGCGAUUCCAAUUGGUUCAAUUCAAUAUUCGGCUUUAACAAAACAGAAUCAGCUGUUCAGCAAGGUGGGGCAUCAUCUAGUGUCCCGGAAGCUAAUCCGCCUCGUGAGUCUAGUGUCCCGGUAGUUAAUCCGCCGCGUGGUAAUCUAAGUCCCUUGGAAAAUGAUACGAUAGGCUCUACUUCAAAUAACCCAUCAAAAGCCCCAGCCGUUGUUCAGCGUGAUGCAGCCACGUCGAUUCAAGAUGGGUCAGAGAUCAAUGCUUUUCAAGAUAUAAAGCCUGUUGACACCCCUUCGAUUCAAGUUGCAAAAUCAAACGAUACAAGCAAAGUUGUCAACAAUGGAGUGAUUGUUGAAGACGGGCAAAAGUUUCUGGCUCCUACGACGGAGGAGCAAACACAGCAAAAGAUUGACAAUGAUGAUUCUAGUAUAGCAGACGGGAAGCACACAUCAGAAAAAGGAUGUCUCUCCCCAAUUCAACCAUCUCAUGGCAUGAGUAUAUUAAACACAGUGACUAACGGACCCGACGGAUUUAGAGUACAAACUACAUUUCAUGAAGAAGGUGCCCCUCUUCUGUUUGAAGGAAAAGACACUUCUGACACAAGAAAGCCAGAUUUUGGUCUGACCAAAGUAACAGGUGUGAUGGACACAGGUGACAGAGGAGUUAUCACCAGUCCAGUAAAUCCUGAAAUUGAUAUUUCACCGGGGAAUUUGCUGGAAGAAGGGUCUCUAAGGGAACCGUUAAUGAGACGAGUUGUUGUUCAAGGACGUAAACUGGAAAUCUUAAAAAGCAUUGUCUACGGAGGUCUACUAGAAGCCAUCACAAGCCUUGGUGUUAUUUCAUCCGCCGCUGGUUCUGGUGCUUCAAUGUUGAAUAUUCUGGUCUUGGGACUUGCAAAUUUGAUCGGCGGGCUUAUUCUCAUUAUUCAUAAUCUCCAAGAACUUCGAGAGGAGGAACCCAUAAGAACAACAAUAGAGGAUAACCAGACUAACGGUCGAGAAGAAGAAGAAGGUCGGUAUAAGCGACUCCUUGGACGAAGAGAAAAUUUCACGCUUCACGCAACAGUCGCAAUCUUAUCCUUCAUAAUCGUCGGAAUACUCCCUCCUGUAGUCUACUAUUUCUCAUUCAGCGAAAAACACAACAAAGACUACAAAGUCGCAUCAGUUUUCGGGGCAUCUCUAUUCUGCAUAGUCUUGCUCGCCAUAGCCAAAGCUCACGUGAAGUACCCGAGAGGCAGCUAUCUGAAGAGCAUUCUGUACUACGCGACAAUCGCUGUAUCGGUGUCAGGGAUUUCUUACGUAGUUGGUAACUUUCUGGAACAUUUGCUUGAGAAGUAUGGAUGGUCUGAUGGAUCAGAAACUCCGGUGGGACAGAUGAUGCUUUCAUCACUUAUGGGAAGAAAAGCCGGCUUAGGAUACUCAUCAUCGUACUGAAACUGAAUCUUGUCUGGAGAAUGAUCCAACCUGUUGCUUUUCUCUUUCACUCUGCUUUUGUGGAGCUCCUCGUUAGACUUUUGUUGACGCUAAAUCUUUGUUGUGAGUGUAGAAGUCGUUUCCACUUGUAGAAAAUAAUAAAUGAUGGACGACCUG
This is a messenger RNA of Arabidopsis arenosa, 2602 nucleotides long. NCBI's taxonomy places the organism in Eukaryota, Viridiplantae, Streptophyta, Magnoliopsida, Brassicales, Brassicaceae. The record is from the annotation of a GenBank genome assembly.